Messenger RNA from Periconia digitata, 1769 nucleotides. Lineage: Eukaryota; Fungi; Ascomycota; Dothideomycetes; Pleosporales; Periconiaceae. The record is from the annotation of a GenBank genome assembly.
CCAAUGGCAUCUACUUCUUCUCCUUCUUCUUCAUCUGGCCGAGUCCCUUCCUCCAUCCUCAUCAUCGGAGGCGGCGUUUUCGGUCUGUCAACGGCUUGGGCGUUGUGUAAUAACCCGGAUUUCAAAGACACCUCAAUCACUCUCAUAGAUCGACUUCCUUUUCCUACAACUGAUGGGUCCAGCAUUGAUGCCUCUCGCAUCAUUCGCCCUGAUUAUGCUGCCGCACCGUAUGCGAAGUUAGCAGCAAUUGCACAAGAAAAAUGGCGCACUGACUUCGCCCCCGAACACUAUCAUCAGACAGGGCUCUGUGUGACUGCUGCUGGACCGGAGCAGAAGUACGUCUCCGCUUCACUGGCUAACGUGCAAGCCCUGGGGGUGGACAAGGUCGAAGUGCUCCAAUCAUCCGAAGACAUCAAAAGAGUAUGCGGUCUUGAAGCUACGGGUCCUACAGGAGCCGGCAAUGUAGGUUACGUGAACUGGAGUUCCGGCUGGGCGAACGCAGAAGGAGGCAUGCGCUGGCUGCGCAAGAAGCUUGAAGCCCUCAACCGCGUAAAUUUCGUCGUCGGAAAGGUCGCCUCCCUCGCCAUCGACCACCAAACCUCCAGCAUUUCCGGGGCUACCCUCUCCGACUCGACCCACAUUACCGCGGAUCUCACAAUCCUUGCAGCCGGCGCCUGGUCUGCCUCCCUACUUGACCUCCGUGGCAUCUGCAAAGCCACCGGCCAAGCACUCUGCUACAUGCCCAUCUCCGCAUCCGAAGAAUCCACCCUCUCAACUCGUCCAACUCUCCUCAACCUCUCCAACGGCCUCUUCAUGAUACCUCCAGCUAACGGGCUCCUCAAAGUCGCUCGACAUGGCCACGGCUAUACAAAUCCCACUACGAUCCGCCACCCAGAGUCCGAGGACCCAAACGCUACCAUCACUGUCUCCCUUCCUUACACACACAUCGACGACCCUAAUCUUACAGUCCCGGUAGAAGCUCACCGCUCGUGUCGCGAUUUCCUCGCAAACAUACACCCUUCCCUCGCAAUUCCUUCGCGCCCAUUCACACAAUCCAAAAUCUGCUGGUACACCGAUACCCGUGAUGGCGACUUUCUGAUAUCGUACCACCCCAAAUACAAAGGAUUAUUUGUCGCGACUGGAGGUUCCGGCCACGGGUACAAGUUUCUGCCUGUGAUUGGAGAGUGUAUCGUAAAUUGCGUCAUGGGUCGUACGCCCGAGGACUUCAAAGAGCGGUGGGCAUGGCCGCAGCAGCGCGUGCCAGAGGAGCAGUGGAGUGGGGAUGGGAGUCGCGGGGGACCUGUAGGGAUGGUGUUGAAGGAGGAACUAGGGAAGGGACGGAGGGCGAACUUGUAGACUUUUGAUCUUUUUCCCUUUAUAGAUUUUGGUUAUGGUAUCCUGAUAUUCAAUCUUUCAUGAAUUAACAGUUAUUUGAGUGCAACCUGGAGUAUCGUGAGGUACUUCGCAUCAAUAUCCAGUGAAGGACUUGAGAAGCCUUCUGCUAUUAAUUACCCCAUGUCUAGCCCUGUCCCGCUUUUUCACACCUAACAUCACCCUCUGCGUGGUUUCCAUUGCAAAAGCUCUCUACAGCUUCACUAUUGAUUCACGACUCAUUCGAGGUAUCUAUCCUUUUCCUCUCUAAUUCCAAGUAUAUAUAUCCCUUCUCCAGCGGCCUCCUUCCUUCCUUCCUUUCCUCUUCUUCACACUGCUGUGAGCGCGCUGCUCUGGCCUGCAGUCAAAAUCUGGACUAAAAAAGUGUUUUUUUUCCG